Messenger RNA from Didymodactylos carnosus, 807 nucleotides. NCBI's taxonomy places the organism in Eukaryota, Metazoa, Rotifera, Eurotatoria, Philodinida, Philodinidae. The record is from the annotation of a GenBank genome assembly.
AUGGAGAAGCCGAACAUGUGCAGAUCGACCUAUGAUCGAAGUCAUGAUACAUUUCGUAUUGAAUUUCCUAUUAUAAUAUCGGCGGUUUUAUCACUUAUAUGGAAUCAUGAAUUUUCAGUUUUGGAAAUUUUAUGGACAUUUUCAAUCUAUCUUGAAUCUGUUGCUGUUUUACCACAAUUAUUUAUGGUUAGCAGAACAGGCGAAGCUGAAACAAUUACAAGUCAUUAUUUAUUUGCAUUGGGUAUUUAUCGUUUUUUAUAUAUAUUAAAUUGGAUUUAUCGUUAUUAUACAGAAGGUUUUAUCGAUUGGAUAAGUAUUGUAUCGGGAUGUAUGUCUCAAGCAUCGACAAUAAUUACUGAUGUUCAUCCAGUACCAUCCACUGGACAAAAAGUCGACAAAAAUCAAGUAAAAAAGAAAAUAUCAAAUAAAAAUGAUCCAACAGCGACAAAUUAUUUAUCAUCAUCCACAAAUAUAAGCGCUGGUCAUCAUCUCUCCUAUUUAUUUCAAGCCGCUUACACUGCAUUAUUAACAAAUGGAAAUUUAAAUGUCGUGAGAAAUCUUAUAAAACAACUGAAUGUUCAUGCAAAACGAAAACAAUUACGUUUGCAAAUGAAUCGAGGACCAUUUCAGAAUAAAGGAAAUUUUGCAUACUUAAGACGAAAAGCACCACAAAAAGGACAACGACCUAUUUUAGCACCAAAUUAUCGUCUAAAUCAAUAUCAAUUUAAAUGUGCACUACCACAAACUCUCAGAAAUUAUGUAAAAGGAGGUGAUUCGGCAAGUGUGGGGUGCGAAGUUCCAUUGUAA